GGAAAAUCGCACGUUAGUAUUUUGUGCCGCGCGAAACUAGAUGGUGGUCGAAAGAGUUUAAGCGGAAAAAGUGUUUCACUGUUGUGCGUGGAGCGAAUAUUCGAUAAAGCUAUUUGAAAAAGUAUGCACUAAUAAAAAUAAACUUCGAGAAAAAAAUCACAAAUAAAAACUGGAAAAGUUCUUGGAAAUUUAAUUAUAAAAUCUAACAAAAAUGGCAGCAACGUCAACGAUCAAGAAGUUCACAUUUGCAUUUGAUGUUAUUUGCGCGCUGCUUGCUUUGGUGCUCAUAGCCUUCGGCAUUUUUGUGCUAUGUUCCUACGAUGUAAGUGAAGUCGGUGCCAUGGCUGCCUAUGCCUACAUAGGAUUAGGCGUAGCCACAGUUGUAAUAUUCCUAUUGGGGCUAUUGGGUGCAGUACGCGAAAGCGUUUGUUGUACAGUGACGUUUAUUACACUGCUCUGGAUUGUGAUAAUCGCCCAAAUAGCUGUCGCAUUUCUUUUAAUAAAAGGUGAAAGUACUGUAGCUUCGCAUCUCUCGAAUGCCGUGGACAAGGCGUGGGAGGAAGAGCUGACAAGCCCUGGUGCAAUGUCGCAAUAUGAGAAUUGGUUUGAAUGCUGCGGACGCGCCAGUCCCCACGAUUACAUUGUCAACGAUCGCUUGCCGCCCAGCACCUGCUUCAAGCAGAACGACGCAACGAAGAGUGAGAAUCUUAUUGCCACCGGUUGUCGCAUACAGUUUGAGAACUACUGGCUCAGCUUGUUGCGUGUCUUCAAUAUAAUCGCCUGUGUAAUGAUUGCUUUAGAGUUAAUUGGUAGCGUGGUCUCAUGCUGUCUAUGCAACAGUAUACGCAACGAUCAUAGGCGUUCUUUUUAUUGAAAGGAUUCGCGAGAGGAGACAAAUUGCUCACUAAACUAACAGCAGCUUUUUAUAUGUUUUAUAAAAACAUUUGUAUUUUUUUUUUUUAGUUUUAAUAAAAAAUAGUUGUAUGUGAUUUUCAUAAGUAUGAAUUAUAUCUAAGAUAUAACAAAACUUAUUCUAAGCUAUCCGAUGUGGAAAGUUUGCAUUCAAAUUUAAUGAAUACAUAUUUUCCCAGCAGUCAAGAAGAUAAAUUUGGUUUAUAAAUGAAAAAAGCUUGAAAUAGGUGGUGAUUUUUGGAAAUUCAUUACUUGCCUUGUUGCCGUUGAUGCUAAUUCAGAUGAUUCUAAAGAUUAAACUUCAAAUUAGGAAUGAAUUAUGUAUAUUAAAAAAAUUAUCUAACUGAACAUUCAGAUUUAAUUAAAAAAAAAUUGCAUAAUGAAAACGCGAAUUAAAAAUUAAGCUGUUUUCAAAAAAAAAAUAUAUAUAUAUAAAAUAAAAAAUAUAUAUAUAACACUAUUUAUUUGCGCCGCCAUUGAAAUUGGUCCAUCGUCUACCAGGCUAUAUGAUAGAAAAAACUCCAGCAUUUCAAAAAGCGUACGUUUAAAGUAUUUUAAAGCUCAAAAUAGCAAUAAAGAAAUUUUUACUUUCAUUAAAACAACAACCAGUAUACUCUCCAUAUGCGUGUAUACAUAUAUAUAUGUAUAUGCGAAAGUUGGUGCCUUUGAAGAGCCUCUCCAGAUUGCUUUUAAAUAAGAAAAUUUCGAAUCGACUAAAAUUGAAAUAAAAAAUCGAUUUUUAUGACCUGAAGAAAAAUUAGUAAUAUCGUUAUUUUGUGAUCUAAAAAUCCUUAUUUUGCAUUUAUUUUGAGAUAUAAGUUUUCGACCGUGAAGGAUCAUAUUUAAAUCAGUCAUCAGAAUGCAAAUAUUAUCGAAAAGAAAUGUAUCUGAAUUGUGAUCUAAAAAUACUUAUGCAUUUUUUUAAAUUAUAACCGUUACUUUGAGAUAUAAAAUUUCGCUUCGGAAGCAUCAUAGGGCAGUCAUUAGAAUACAAAUAUUAUCGGAAAAAUUUAUCUUAACUAUUACUAUUAAAAAUUAUCGAAGGAACCACAAUUCAAAUUAGCGAUUACUUGUGGCCCAUGAAUGCAUGCAUACAGGAAAAUAACCAUUACGUACCAUGAUUUUUAUUUUUUAGAGCACUGUAAAAUCGUAGGUAUUUUUGUGAUCCUAAUUUCUAAAAUAAAUAUAGCUAGCGAAAUUGUUUUCUUUUUUUUUUGUUAAUCAUUGCACUCUGGUUAUUUUACGAUCUUUAAAGUACGGUCAGACGUUGCAAUGAAAGCAGUUUCUUAACGCAGAAAAUUUGAAAAUGAAAUACCGCUUACCAGUACCAACAUUUCGCUUGUGCUGCACUAGGAAUUUUACAUUCUGUAAAAAUGCUGACAAGUCAAGUCGGUGUUGCUGCGUGCAAUAUGUUUUCGCCAGUCAAAAAAUCACCUCAUGUAAAGGCAGCUUUAGAUUGGCCCGUUUUGCAUUAAUAACGACGAUGAAUUUUAAUGGCUGUCCGUUUUAUUUAAAUGAAAGUUUUUAAAUUAUUCUUAAUUGACGAUAGCCGAUUUAAUAUAUACAGUCAGCGUCAAAAAUAUGAAAUAUUUUCCAUACCAAAAUUUUCUUUUUUUUUU
Messenger RNA from Rhagoletis pomonella (apple maggot), 2531 nucleotides. Its product is annotated as protein late bloomer. The record is from RefSeq and is a predicted model, not a curated record. Gene Ontology annotation, cellular component: membrane. NCBI's taxonomy places the organism in Eukaryota, Metazoa, Arthropoda, Insecta, Diptera, Tephritidae. Bases 212 to 874 code for a protein of 220 amino acids. The transcript has 6 exons.